GGGUGCGCGCCUGCGGGAGCAGAAUUUCGGGGCUACCAGGAGGUGGGGCAGCCCAGCCGGACCCCGAGAGCGUGUUCCGCUGCCCAGCCGGCGACUUCCCUACCACCCCGCUCCCUCGACUUUCCGGAAUCCGAGUUUGUAGGCCCUUUAAAGGAUCCCAGUUGCCCUUCGCCCGGUCCUGAGGAACGGAAGUGGGGGUUCUGGACUCCGGUCCCAGACGGUGGGGAAUCGGGAUGGCUUCCGUGCGGAUCCGAGAGGCCAAGGAGGGAGACUGUGGAAGUAUCCUGAGGCUGAUUCGGGAGCUAGCUGAAUACGAGAAACUCUCGGAUCAGGUGAAGAUCACUGAAGAAGCCCUGAGAGCAGAUGGCUUUGGAGAGAAUCCUUUCUAUCACUGUUUGGUAGCAGAAAUUCUUCCCGCCCCCGGGCAGCCACAGGGGCCCUGUGUGGUGGGCUAUGGACUAUAUUAUUUCAUCUACAGCACGUGGACGGGACGCAACGUUUAUCUGGAAGACAUCUAUGUGAAGCCGGAGUAUCGGGGUCAGGGGAUUGGUUCCAAAAUCAUCAGAAAGGUGGCCGAGGUGGCCCUGGAUAAGGGCUGCUCCCAGUUCCGCUUGGCAGUCCUGGACUGGAACAAGAGGGCCAUGGACUUGUACAAGGCCCUAGGAGCCCAAGAUCUGACUGAAGCUGAGGGCUGGCACUCCUUUCGCUUUGAAAGGGAGGCCAUGAGGGAGUUGGCAGGAAAGUGACGCCAUUCCUUGGGGAUCUUUCUCUAUUUGAGCUUCUCCUUCCCCACCAGCUCAAGCACUCCUCAGAGAUUGUUUCCACUGACCAAGGCCUCCCUGAAGAAAGGAGGGUUGGGGUGAAUAUUGCCGAAGUAAGAAAAAAGCAAAAUUAGAGAGGCCCUUCUACCUCCUUGUUGAGGGUGAAAAAUAAAUGAGAAUCACUAUAUCCUGAUGUGGUGUUGGGUAGAGGAGUUGAUGACACGGUAAGCUGCAGCCACUUUAGGAUCCUUCCUCGGUUUUGUGGUCAGUGGAUGUUGCUUCUAGGGGCAAAGGUGGGCCCAAGAUGACUUUCGCCUUCAUUGGGCCAGAGUCUUGGCUCUGGCCUGUGGAAUAUAGAGAAAAGAAGAGCAAGGGGCCAGCUUGGCCCAUCAGGCUUGUUGGUCACAUUUGGGACCCAGAAAAAGGCCUCCAAUGUCUGCGCUAAGCAUUUAGGAUCCCAAGAAUGAGGCAGGCCCACCGACUCAACAGAUGGAGCAGGCUGCCACCUGGUGGUGGCAUUUCAGGUGCACUGGAAAGGACCACUUGCCCCAACUUUUAAAAAUCAGCUCAGCUAGCCAGUGCUUUUUCUUUCCCAGAAGUCACAAAGCCUUUAUUUUCUGUUCAGCAAAACCAAAGCAGACUUUUAGGAUACAAGGAGACGAGAGGGGAAACAGGUUCAUUUUCCACUUUCAUAAUAUUUUAUUACACAAAUAGCGUGGGUUUGUUCUAGAAAAAUUGGAAUGGACAUAUAAAAUAAAAAUCCGUAGCCUUACUUACAUACCUAACAUUAGCCCUUUAGUAUUGAUUCUUCAGAUGUUUUCAGUGUACAUACAUACACCUAAUUAGUUAAGUUAGUAGGGAUUUAUGGGAUCACGCUCUUUUGCAACCUGUUCUUUCAUUUAACUAUAUAUCAGAAAUCUCUUCCCAGACUAUUAAACAUACAUCUAUCACUUUCA
Molecule: messenger RNA, 1717 nt
Organism: Equus caballus (horse)
Lineage: Eukaryota; Metazoa; Chordata; Mammalia; Perissodactyla; Equidae
Gene: SAT2
Product: spermidine/spermine N1-acetyltransferase family member 2
Molecular function (GO): N-acetyltransferase activity
Source: RefSeq, a predicted model, not a curated record